UAAGGUGAAGGCAGCCUCUUUUCAAUGUGACUUGCACUCGCUCGACUUGAAACCAGAGGCGAGGUUCAGGGUUUGGGGAACAAGACGAAGAAGGAGAGGAAGAAGCGGCAACUGAUGAGACAGAAAACAUAUGUUGAGAACUUACUUCUCUCUUAGGGUCGUGUUAAGAAUUUUAAUUAAGCUUUGAUCAGGCGUCUUGAGAUCUGCCGGUCGGUCCCCUCUAGGAUUGUGCUGUGUGGUCGUGGCAGGAACACGCCCUGACUCCUGGAUAUGGCAGGUCUCCGUGGUGUCAAGAUCCUGCUGCUCUGGGCUGGAAUCAUUGGUUUGGCCAAAUACAAUGCUCCCACUGCCUCACCUACAACCAGCGACACAAAAGUCCCUCCGUCCCUGACCUCACCUGAAGUCACCUGGCUCAACACCACAGUGGAUAACACCACCCGAGUGCGUCGCUCUACAGCUCCACCGCUAGAGUGUAAUUACACUGUAAAACCCAUCAAGUUUGGCUUCCAGAUUAACAUCACAAGCUCUGCAGUUAACCCUGUUCCUACCUCCAUAAUGAUUCAUGAAGAAGGGAAACCACAGAUUGAAGCAAGAGCCUCAGCUCCUCAUUCCAAUCGAAGUUCAUCCCAUGAAAUCAAACAGCUGAAGCCCUGCACUAAAUAUGAGUUUAAUGUGACACUUGACGAUAAAGACCGACCAACGCCCUGCGAAUGCAUGACUGUAAAUGAUCCCAUUACAGAUCCAAUAAUGAAAGAGGACAUUGAAGAUGCCAACUGCAGCUCUACCAGCAGCAAAUCCGUGUGUUACCGAACUGGAUGGGACAUCAGCUCUUUACAAACGACUCCAGAUAUGAUCCCAGAUCUGCAAUGUGGCAACAACACCGUCUGUUUCAAACCUGGUUCUGAUGACAUUUGCUCUAUUAUGACUUUCAACUUCAGUUCGAAAACCUGCACCAGCACUUCCUUUCAGCUCAACAGACACAUCAAAAUUCGCGAUUUUUUAGAUGUCAAAAAUAUAAAUCAAACUGCUCCAACACAUUUCCUGUAGAAUUUAAAGCAGAAUUACCUCCAAACUGCAACCUCUCCAUUGAUUACACCUGUCAUGUUUUCUAUCCUCGUCGAGGCCACUACCCAUGGUUUGACAGAUUCAAUGAGACUAAGAAUCUAUCUCAGCUGGAGCCUUUCAUGGACUACGAGUGUAUCGGUCUCAUCAAGGACAAGAACAAUGUCAACGUAUACAACACAACUGAAGUUAAAGUCCGGAUCGACUGUGAUCUCAAAAUAGACUUCACAAUUACAAGCACCACCAACACAUCCUCUCAGCUGACCUGGACCACGACCAGUAACAGAUGUAAAAACGUGAUUCAGAAUCUUCCGAAGCUUUCGUUCCUCUGCCGCUGUGGAGAUUCAUCCCAACGUGUAAGGUG
Molecule: messenger RNA, 1426 nt
Organism: Pleuronectes platessa (European plaice)
Lineage: Eukaryota; Metazoa; Chordata; Actinopteri; Pleuronectiformes; Pleuronectidae
Exons: 8
Coding region: 271-1047 (258 amino acids)
Source: RefSeq, a predicted model, not a curated record